This is a messenger RNA of Gambusia affinis (western mosquitofish), 3462 nucleotides long. It is a transcript of the gene cdkn1ba, whose product is annotated as cyclin-dependent kinase inhibitor 1Ba. Gene Ontology annotation, cellular component: cytoplasm; nucleus. NCBI's taxonomy places the organism in Eukaryota, Metazoa, Chordata, Actinopteri, Cyprinodontiformes, Poeciliidae. The record is from RefSeq and is a predicted model, not a curated record. The transcript has 3 exons. Gene Ontology annotation, biological process: G1/S transition of mitotic cell cycle; regulation of cell cycle; negative regulation of cell population proliferation. The coding region runs from base 1679 to 2200 and encodes 173 amino acids. Gene Ontology annotation, molecular function: protein-folding chaperone binding; cyclin-dependent protein serine/threonine kinase inhibitor activity.
CUUACACCCUCCCCUCAUCCAGCUGAAGCCGAUCAAAGGUCCGUUUCCAGCCCGGGUCUGGCCCUAGCGCAGGGCUCCGCGCACGUUUACAGCAGCACAAGCACAUUGUGGAUUAAGUGUGAUCCUAACCCGAUAACAUCUAUAUAACAGAUGGCCCCGGCUGCCUUUAUCACGAGAUGUUUUCAGACUCUGCGAGGGUUAAUUGAAACAGCAUGGCCUUGAAGGCAGGCCUCUCCCCUCUCUCUGCUCUCUCUCUCUCUCUUUUUUUUUUUUUUUUUCUCCCCCUUUACUGGCAAAAAGCUGCAGAGGAAUCCAGAUGAUAAUCACCGGGGAGUGGAUGUUGGGACAUUGUAAAACUUACGCGAGGCGGAUUUUUAAUUUUUAAUUUAUUUUUUUGGUGAUUUUAUUCACUUGUUACAAAAGUGAUGCAAACAAAUCCCCAACGAGGAGGAGUUUGCUAUAAAUUUAACUCCACUUCGCCUCCCUCCUCCCCUCCACACACACGCCUCCUUCUCCUCUCCCGUCUUCUCCUUUUUGGUGUUUAAAUUUUAAACCCACAUCAGCAAUUACACCCACAAACCACACCAGUGCCAAAGUCUCACAGCGAUAGGCACAGAGCCAGCAGUGACAUCAGGGCUCAACAGCUGAUGUCAUUGGUGGCAGAGGUGAAGAGCUUUUUUUUUUUUUCUUUCUUUCUUUUUUCCUGGUCCUUCUCGUGGAAGAGCUGCACCAGAGUUGACCCUAAAAGCCCCAGCCUUAAGAGAGUUACCACUGUUUGAAUCAAGGCUGGAGUUUAUGUGACACCAGAGCAGAUGGAGCAGUGAUUGAUUCAUGUGAUAGUGUGUCCUGCCCCGGAGCGACACUUCAUUACACUACUACUACUGCAGGAGGUAUCAGAUGUUUUACUGUGUGUGAAGGAGUAUGAAGACAUGCGCUCGUGUCGAUUAGAAGGUGUUGAUGGAAACGCAAAGCCUCGCAAAAGUGCUCAAACGUAGUGAUUUGUGUCAUAUUUUGACCACAAACUCCAAUCUGUUUGGAUUUGAUGCGAUGCACCAACAUUGACCCCCUAACAGGUGAGUAUGUCAAAGAUCCAGACAAAAAUCUAGAAUGGAGGAUCUCUCCCCUCCUCUCAAAAGUAUGCAGCUAAAUGUGGGGUGCUUGCACGCCACACUGUUCAGAUUUCCACCUUUUAAAACUAAUGCUCCCUCCGGUCCAAACUUCUGCACUACUUCUCUGCUCUGCAGUUGUUCCCACUGCCGCGUGUGGGCGGUGCUCCAGCCUGACGAAUCGCUUCUCUGUUUAAAUAGUCAAGUUUCCUCCUUCGCUCACAUCUCUCUUUAACGCCAUGUUGGCUGUUAUGGCUUGACUUGUUUUCAUCAGGCUUUUUACUACGAACCUGACAGAAGUGUGGUUGCGUGAAGAAGAAGAAGAAAAAAAAAAGAAGAAAAAACACCCCCCUUUCCGGAGACCAUUCCGUUUUUUUAAAUUUUUUUUAUUAAGGCGUAAUUUGGAUGAUAGGCGCAGAGGAUGCAUGCGUAGUUCGUGACAUUGUAUUUGGAGGGAAUACUACUUUGGAAUAGCAGUUUUUAAAGGGACCGACACCUUGUUUUUUUUUUUGUCCUUUUUCUUUCCUUUCCUUUUGCUGCGGGUUUUUCCCCCCACUUCUCUCUCGUCAUAUAUGUGCAACAACAUGUCAGACGUUCGCCUCUCUAACGCGAGCCCCACGGUAGAGCGGGUGGACGCGCGGCCGCCGGACAACACCAGGUCGGUCCGCAGGGUGCUGUUCGGCACACCUGACCCGGAGGAGACGCGGAAGCAAGCGGAGGCUCUGCGGCGGCAGUCCGUGGAGGCUUUUAGGGACACGUACAACUUCGACCCGGUGGAGGACAGGCCGCUCUCUCCGGGGCUCUACGACUGGCAGGAGGACGAAGACGCGCCGGAGUUUUACCGCAGGCCGCUCCGGGGGAGCCAGCCGCUCCGGGGCGAGGCAGGCGAAGGCAGCCCGGAGACGAGGAGGGAGAGGCGGUCGGCUCACACUAACGGUUCGCGGAAACGAUCUUCAGAAUCUGCAGGUCUUUGCUCUGACGAUUGCACGAGUAACGGCAAAAAGUCGCAUUCCGACAAAGACGACGAUGAAGAGCAGGCGCUCGGUGCAGGAAGCCAGACAGAGCAGGAGGAGGAGGAGGAGGUCCCAUGCUGAACGGUGCCAGAGCGCUGAGACCUGCCGCUGGAGGCUUCCUCACCGUCUGACAGGAGACGUGGAGAAAAACAAAGCAGCUUUAUCAGAAAGAAGGGAGGAGGAUCAGAAGGCUGCACAAGCACUGAAUAUGUACACUAUUGACUUUUGGCACUCAUAUUUUUUCUAUUAUAAAAUUGCCUCAAAAGCAGCAGACAAUGUAGCAGUGUGCAAAUUGAAUUUUGCUCAUAUUUUUUAUAUAUAUGUAUAACUAAAAAUAUCUAAAUAUAUAUAUAUAUCUACUACCUAUGUUUCAGAUGUAGCAAAUAAUUGGUUUUCAUACCUUUUUUUGUGUAAAUGUGUGUAUGCGUGAGUUUGACUCAGGGAGUUGCAGUGCAAUUCCCAUCAGAGAAAUUUGAAAGUUAUUUAGUAUAAAACAAAAAUGCUAAUUUGUGUCAUUAUUCAGGUAUUUCAUGUAAGUUUUUCUUAUUAUUAAUAUUAUUCGAGAGAGAGAGAAAAAUGCAGAUUUUAAACAUCAGGGUCACAUGGAAGCAAAAAUGUUCACUUUUUCUACAGUGUUGACGUUGAAGGCCCCACCUGGUCCACACUGUGUAAGACGAGGAUCCAUGAAACUGGGAACAGCCACAAUAGAUAAAGUUUACAGUCUUCUUAGUUUCCCUGUUUUUAUUUUCAUUUCAUUUUACUUUCCAAAUAGGAUCAGGUUUGGGAGGGAGGGGGGUUGAAUUUCUUAAAACUGCUGAGUAAUAUCCACCGUUUUCUUUUUCUUUUUCCUUUUCUUUUUUAAAGAAAUGUUAGCAAAUAAUCCUACCAAUUUUGUUUUGUAAAAUUCGGCGACUUUCUAUUUCAGUGACGUACUUGCUCCCCCCUCCGUAGGUAGGUGUGGUCCAGGGUAACAUAGAUGGAAAAAUAUGUUAAAACCACUGGGCUUUCUUCUUUAUGCAAAUAUGUGAAUCAAAGAAUGGUGUUUGUGGUGUGACAUUCAUGUGGAACAUGUAAUUAAUUGCACUAUUCAUUUCUCAUUUAAGUGAGGGCAGAAAUACAAAGUGACAUCCCCUCACUUUGUGUAAAACUUUGAAGUGUUUUUCUUUUUUCUUUUUUUUUAAACACUGUAAGGCUAUACUAACUUAUUUAUGUCUUCUUUUUUGUGGGUUAAUGUUUAGCUUUCCAAAGCAACAUUUUGUGCAUUCUUGUAAAUAUAUAUUUUCAUCUUUUUUUAAAUUUUUUUUUUUUUUUUUAAAGAUGAGUAAAUAAAAUUGCUAAACUGA